Ceutorhynchus assimilis (cabbage seed weevil) is the source of this 1125-nucleotide messenger RNA. The record is from the annotation of a GenBank genome assembly. NCBI's taxonomy places the organism in Eukaryota, Metazoa, Arthropoda, Insecta, Coleoptera, Curculionidae.
GGAGCACGUAGAGCCCAACUCUGAGUUCCCACGGUUCUACGUUCCGGCAAAGUGCACCUGGCUUUUUCGGCCCCCGUAUAAAACCAACAUUGCCGAUGGCGAACACAUCAUUCCGAGUCGAGCAGCCAGCAUAGUCAGAGCGUUCACUUAGUUAAAAAGUUCCCGUCAGUAGUGUUUCGAGUUUUACGUGUUUUUUUUUUUUUAAAUUUUUUGAAAAAAAAUUAUUAUGUCGAGUGUGAGUGUAUACGAAUACCAGCCAACAAUGCAUCAAUCUUAUGACGCAAAACCUAUGUCAAAGACCAUGCAGUACCGUAAGGUAAUGAAGCCUUUAUUGGAAAGAAAACGGCGUGCCAGAAUCAAUAGGUGCCUUGACGAACUUAAGGAUCUUAUGAUCUCAGCCUUGGCCAUGGACGAAGAAAACGUGACCAAACUUGAAAAAGCCGAUAUUUUGGAAAUUACCGUGGCCCAUCUACAAAAACUCAAGCGUCAAAAACAACUCGCUUCUAAUCCAAUUUUGGAAGCCGACCGAUUCCGUUCCGGAUACACCACUUGUGCCAAAGAAGUUUCCAGAGUACUCGCUUCAGUACCUGGUGUUGAUAUUCAUUUGGGUACCAAAUUGAUGACGCAUCUUGGAUACCAGCUAAACGAAAUCGAUGCUCCUAGAGUUGAUCAUCAAACACCUUUGGUGGUCAAUGUUGGACCUUCCAGUGAUUCUAGCAUAGAGUCCUAUCAGCAUAAAGAGUAUCAAAUGCCUAUGACGCCGCCUUCUUCUAGAGGUUCACCUUCUCCAAUUAAUGUUACAGAUAGUGAAAAUGAAAAAGUUUGGAGACCUUGGUAAAUUUUUAAAUUUUUCUUUGAUAAAAAUGUUUUAACAAAGCUUUAAUUAAUUUUUUGUAAAAAUCUUAAUGUCUUCCCAAAAAAAAUGUCUUUGUUUAUUAAUUGUUUUCUAAUAAUUAUUUCAUUUUUCCAAGGCUUUAAUUGUAUAAAAUAACUGUUAAAUCUGUGAUAAUAAUUUUGUAAGUUUAAAAACUUGUAUAUCUUUGUACUGGUACAAAUUUACAUAGAUCUGUGAUAUGAUUUUUAGAUUUAGAAUAUUCAAUUUAAUAAAAUAUGAAUUUGAAUUUA